Molecule: messenger RNA, 1719 nt
Organism: Fibroporia radiculosa
Lineage: Eukaryota; Fungi; Basidiomycota; Agaricomycetes; Polyporales; Fibroporiaceae
Exons: 9
Coding region: 1-1719 (572 amino acids)
Biological process (GO): DNA repair; telomere maintenance
Molecular function (GO): DNA helicase activity; ATP hydrolysis activity
Source: RefSeq, a predicted model, not a curated record
AUGGCGCGCACUAGCGCCCUCACGGGUGUGUCCACCAACACCAAGAAGCGAAAAUCGACAGGAAACGCCAUAGAUGGCGAGAAGGAUGCCAAACGACGUCGCCAUACUCUCGACGCCUUUUUCUCGCCACAGGUGGUGGCAUCAAAGACUUCCAGCGACCAUAAGGAGUCCAGAGAAACCGUCAUCCUGAAUGAGGAACAGAAGAAAGUGAUGAAAAUGGUGGUGGAAGAAGGAAAAAGUAUCUUCUUUACCGGCGCCGCGGGUACGGGAAAAUCUCUUCUCCUUCGCGCUAUAAUUACUGCGCUCCGACGAAAGCACGCUAAGAAACUCGAUGUAAUCUCCAUUACUGCGAGCACGGGCAUGGCUGCGUCGAACAUAGGCGGCAUGACGAUCCACUCUUGGGGUGCCGUAACUCCGGGGAUGACCGAUGUAGAAAGGCAAAUUAGCUGCAUCAAGACUUGUAAACCUGCGUUUCAACGAUGGAAGACCACGAAGGUUCUUAUAAUUGAUGAGGUAUCGAUGGUUGACGGGCAACUGUUUGAACUGCUAACAGCCCUUGCGGACAGACUACGGAAGAAGAUCGACAAACCCUUCGGUGGAAUACAGCUCGUUGUUACCGGCGACUUCUUCCAGCUGCCGCCAGUUACGAAAGCUAAUAUUGAGCCAUUUUUCGCUUUCGAAUGUGAUGCCUGGAAGCGCUGCAUAGAGCAUACAGUCACUCUCACGCAAGUUUAUCGACAGACGGAUACUCAAUUUGUAUCAUUACUCAACGAACUACGGCGUGGGGCAAUAUCGCCCUCCGCACAGAAGACUUUCACCUCCCUUUCUCGACCUCUUCCCUCGAUUCCGACUGGACUUCUGCCUACAGAGUUAUAUCCACUACGCGCUCAAGUAGACAGCGCAAACAGCACACGCCUUGCAAAACUAUCCGGGGCGGCGCGCACAUACGCUGCGCGCGACUCCGGCACGAAUACACGCAUUCUAGAACAAAUGGUUACCCCUGCGAGUCUGGUGCUCAAGCCGGAUGCGCAGGUCAUGCUGGUGAAGAAUGUUGACGAACGUCUUGUCAAUGGUUGCGUCGGGCGUGUCCUCGGCUUCUUCAAUCUCACUGCGUGCAAUGCAUCUACGGGGAUUCCGGCAGAUAUCACUCUCAGUACUAGCACGGGAUCAAAACCAAGAUCGGCCUCUCAGGAGUCUGCGAAUGGGAGCUCGAAGAACAACGGCUUUGUGAGGAACGUGCGAGUCGGGCCUGACAAUCGCACUCCUGUGUCCCUAUGCUGUGAGGGUAAGGAGAAUAUAAGCGGAUUCUCCGUGAAAUGCCCCGAGUCAAAGGGUAAGGGUACCGCGAAGGACGAGGAGCUGUUCCCACUUGUAGAAUUCCGCACAGCGCACGGCUCCGAAAUUGUCCUCAUUGGACGCGAAGAAUUUCGUGUAGAAGAUAAUGAAGGCAAGCUACUUGCAAGACGUGUUCAAGUCCCUUUAGUUCUAGCAUGGGCGAUGUCAAUACAUAAGAGCCAAGGGCAGACAAUUCAACGCGUCAGGAUUGAUCUCGCUCGUGUCUUCGAGAAGGGACAGAGCUACGUCGCAUUAUCUCGUGCAGCAUCACUAGACGGACUGCAAGUCCUUGGUUUUGAUCCCAAGAAGGUCAAAGCGCAUCCUAAAGUUCUGGAGUGGAGCAAGACGCUGGAGAACUGGUCUGAAGGCGGCGAGCCCGUCUGA